GGGGUUCGGCUCUCCUUCCCUGGGUGUUCCAGACCGGAACUAGGCCGAGAAGUGGGCGAGGAAGACGAAGCUGUAACCGGUAUCAACAUGGCAGGAGCUGACGGCGAUGACUCGUUGUAUCCUAUCGCUGUCCUCAUUGACGAGCUGAGGAACGAGGACGUGCAGCUACGUCUUAACAGCAUCAAGAAGUUGUCGACCAUAGCUCUAGCUGGGGUAGAGAGGACCAGGACGGAGCUGCUCCCAUUCCUCACUGAUACCAUUUAUGAUGAAGAUGAAGUUCUUCUUGCACUGGCUGAACAGUUGGGAAGCUUCACCACUCUGGUUGGAGGACCUGAAUUUGUGCAUUGCUUGCUUCCUCCCCUGGAAAGCUUGGCAACUGUUGAAGAGACAGUCGUCCGUGACAAAGCGGUAGAGUCCUUGAGGAAGAUCUCUCAUGAACAUUCUCCUGUCGAUCUUGAAGCUCACUUUGUGCCGCUGGUGAAACGUCUGGCCAGUGGAGACUGGUUUACGUCUCGCACGUCAGCAUGUGGCCUUUUCAGCGUGUGCUACCCCAGAGUGUCUAGUACUGUCAAAGCAGAGAUAAGGCAACAUUUCCGCAACUUGUGCUCUGAUGACACUCCCAUGGUACGCCGUGCUGCUGCUUCCAAGCUUGGGGAGUUUGCUAAAGUACUUGAACUGGAAUAUGUGAAAAAUGACAUCAUUCCUCUGUUUACAAACCUGGCAUCAGAUGAGCAGGACUCUGUACGCUUGUUGGCAGUAGAAGCCUGUGUUAGCAUUGCACAACUUCUUCCUGAAGAGGAUCUUGAAGCUCUGGUGAUGCCUACACUCCGCCAAGCUACCGAGGACAAAUCCUGGCGUGUCCGCUAUAUGGUAGCAGACAAAUUCUCUGAACUCCAGAAAGCUGUUGGCCCAGAGAUCACAAAGAAUGACCUUGUGCCCGCAUUUCAGAACCUGCUGAAAGAUUGUGAAGCAGAGGUUCGUGCUGCAGGGGCACACAAAGUAAAAGAAUUUUGUGAGAAUCUACCUGCUGAUGGAAGGGAGGCCAUUAUUAUGAACCACAUUCUGCCCUUUGUAAAGGAACUGGUAUCCGACUCAAAUCAACAUGUCAAAUCCGCUCUGGCUUCUGUAAUCAUGGGAUUAUCCACAAUUUUAGGCAAGGAUAAUACAAUUGAGCACCUUCUACCUCUUUUCUUGGCGCAGCUGAAAGAUGAGUGUCCUGAAGUAAGGCUGAAUAUUAUAUCUAACCUGGACUGUGUGAAUGAGGUGAUUGGAAUUCGCCAGCUUUCUCAGUCACUGCUCCCAGCUAUUGUGGAGCUGGCAGAAGAUACCAAGUGGAGAGUGAGGCUUGCAAUCAUUGAAUAUAUGCCUCUGCUUGCUGGUCAGCUUGGUGUGGAGUUUUUUGAUGAAAAGCUGAAUUCUCUGUGUAUGGCUUGGCUGGUUGACCACGUUUAUGCAAUCCGAGAAGCAGCCACAAACAAUUUAAUGAAGCUGGUGGAAAAGUUUGGUGCAGAGUGGGCCCAAAAUACUAUUGUCCCGAAGGUCCUGGCUAUGGCAAAUGAUCCCAACUACCUGCAUCGAAUGACAACUCUGUUCUGUGUUAAUGCGCUGUCUGAAGCAUGUGGAAAAGACAUCACCACUAAACUGAUGCUGCCUAUUGUAUUAAAGAUGGCGGCUGAUCAGGUGGCUAAUGUUCGUUUCAAUGUAGCCAAAUCACUACAAAGGAUAGGACCUGUCCUGGAUAGCAAUACAUUACAAUCAGAUGUCAAGGCUGUACUUCAGAAACUGGGCCAGGAUGAAGAUAUGGAUGUGAAAUAUUUUGCCCAGGAAGCCAUGACUGUCCUUUCCUUGGCAUAAGAAGAAGUUGCAGACAACCCGUCCCCUUAUUGUAUGUUGAGUAUGUAGUAGAAUGAUGUUUUGAACCUCUGCGGAACAACCUUUCAAGACCUCACAGGACAAAUGGCAACUACUGUUGGAAGGCCACAUUCCCUGCAUAUGUGCCUCUUCUAAAAGACUUCUUUUUUUUCUAUGUUAUUUAUACAUUUUCAGUCUCAUUAUUUUUAUUUGCAGUACAAAAGGAGUCUUACUUGUUCGUGGUGAGGGUCAGUAUAUUCUUGGCUAUUGGUGUUUUUGAGUUGGGGACCUGAUGAAACUCUUUUCAGAGAGCAGUGUUCAGAGCUAGAUGUGGGAUUAACACAUGACACUGAUGUAGAAGUUAAAGGGGUACACUCUCUGCUGACACCUGAUGCCCGUAUCAGGAACUGUCCAGAGCAGGAGAAAAUCCCCAUAGCAAACCUAUGCUGCACUGGACAGUUCCUGAGAUGGACAGAGGUGUCUGCAGAGAGCACUGUGGUCUGACAGAAAAGAAAUUCAAAAAGAAAAUAAUUUCCUCUACCAUACAGCUGCUAAAAAGUGCUGGAAGGGUAAAUAUUUUUUAAUAGAAGUAAUAUACAAAUCUGUUAAACUUUCUAGGAUCAGUUCAUUUAAAAAAAGAAAAAACUAAUAAUUUUCCACCGGAGUACCCCUUUAAAGGGGUAGUCCAGUGGUGAAAAACGUAUCCCCUAUUCUAAGGAUAGGGGAUAAGUUUCAGAUCGUGGGGGUCCGAUGGCUGGGGGCCCCGGCUCGCUGGCCAGAGAGCGCGUGUUGACCACCUCACGAAGCUGCGACUGACACGCCCCUCAAUACAACUCUAUGGCAGAGCCGGAGAUUGCCGAAGGCAGCGCUCCGGCUCUGCCAUAGAGUUGUAUUGAGGGGGUGUGUCGGCCGCCGCUUCGUUGCGGUGAUCAACAUGCCCCCUUCCCGCGGGCUGUCGUGGCCCUGUACAGGAGAUCGUGGGGGGUCUGACCGCUGGGGCUUAGGAUAGGAGAUAACCAGUGGUGAAAAACUUAUCUCCUUUAAGCUUUGUCAGAGGUGAGGCUAUUCUAGAAGUGGGUGAAGGGGAGACCCAGGAAGUUAAAGCGCAAUUAUACCCCCCACAUUAAUACCAUGAUAGUAUAGAUGAUGAUACGUGUAAUGCAGAUGUACUUUUGGCUGCUCUUUAUCACCAGGAAAAUGGUUUUAUCGUGCGGUCAGCAACUGUCGG
Hyla sarda is the source of this 3079-nucleotide messenger RNA. RefSeq names its product protein phosphatase 2 scaffold subunit Abeta (gene PPP2R1B). Gene Ontology annotation, cellular component: cytoplasm; protein phosphatase type 2A complex. Lineage: Eukaryota; Metazoa; Chordata; Amphibia; Anura; Hylidae. Gene Ontology annotation, biological process: protein dephosphorylation. The record is from RefSeq and is a predicted model, not a curated record. Gene Ontology annotation, molecular function: protein binding; protein phosphatase regulator activity.